Messenger RNA from Tribolium castaneum (red flour beetle), 1047 nucleotides. RefSeq lists its product as uncharacterized. Lineage: Eukaryota; Metazoa; Arthropoda; Insecta; Coleoptera; Tenebrionidae. The record is from RefSeq and is a predicted model, not a curated record. Bases 358 to 939 code for a protein of 193 amino acids. The transcript is spliced from 2 exons.
CUAUAAUAGAGUCUUCGCUUCCUCACUUCUAAUCUUUGCUGUGCUCAAUUUCUAACCCAAGUCGAUAAGAACGAACUUGACCUCUCCUCCUUUCCGGUCGUUCCUCCAUUCUGCCACAGAUAAGCAAAAUUUUCUCACAUAAAUAAUUGAUCAUUCGUCAAAGUGCCCCCUCAUCAAUAAUUCGACAAGAUCGAUAAAUUGAGCAACAGGCAAAUAUUCCCCACAACCGUCACACAGCUCAACACACUACGUACGAAAAUCUUAUCUUAUCUAAGAGAACACACAGAUAAACCUAAAUCAAUUACUUCUCGUGCAAACAUUGUGUGCAGGUGUUGAGCCCGUCCAUGACUCACAAGCAUGCCCAAGGACGACAGCCCCCAGGUGUCUCGUGACUACAGCUUCAGGCACAGCCUCCAGCCCAAGUCGGGGGCAGAGGCCCCCAUUUUGAGGCACACGCAAUCGCAGAACUACGGAGCCAAGAAGAAGAGAGUCAAGACGGUACCACCUCCCGCCAUUCCGGAGCUGGAGGUGGCUGAUGGAGACAAGGGGGCUGCCAGGACUAGUGUCGACGUGGUGAACGAACAUGUGAAACUUGCGGUGGAAAAUGAUAAGAAGAGGCACAGUAGAGCCUCCAGGAAAAAUAGCCAAGGGGUGGAUAAUGCAGGGUUUGAGAUGGAGGCUGGGGGGAGGAUUUCCAGGGGGAACAGUGCCGCCAGUAGUGUGAGGUCGUCUAUGAGGGACCCCAGCAUCACCAGUGUAGUGGUACAUGAGCAGUAUUGCUGUUGCUCAAGAUGGAGUCCAUUUGAACGAGUCCUUUGUGCCGCCGUUGGUGUUCUAAUUUUCGUAGUCCUAAUUCUAGUCAUCACUGUAAUACUAUUGGCUGUACGAAGUCCAGAAUCCAGUAAGAAGGCUGUUUUUUCAGUUUUUGGUCUAAAUUAGUGUGUUUUAUUAUUACAACUAGUAUUUGCUUCCAACUUGCCUGUAUUGAUGUGAUAAUUAGGAUAAUAAUCGAUGUGUAAUUAUUGACGAAAUAAAACGUGAAAUCUC